CCACUUGUCAGUAACUAUCAUUUCCGGUCCCCUCAUCUCACAUUAGUUUGAUUUUACUCGCAUCAAGCCACUUUGCGACCAAGUUAGGCAUCAGCCUAGAACCCGCUAGCCUGACCGAGGAUAGCGCCGUCGAUCUCUGGUAACUAUCCCGUAUCCAGUCCACGGGUACCGACCUACCUAGUUUCUGGCGGCUGCUACCGCCUACCGUUCGUCCUUGCGGCACCUUCGUACCACAUUCGCACGAUUCCGUCCUGUGGGAGCAAGCUGGGUCAGAUCCCUCGAACUUGCCUCUCUCGGUCCGAUAAUUUCUGGUCACGGCGACCUACGUGACGCGAAAGCGGGAGUCCUUCGAGUAGGCAUAUAAGAUCUAGGACGGUUCGGAUAGUGGGCGUCUAACGCCAACGGGUCUUCUACCUCAAGAGCCUACCAAAUAUGGACCCUGUCAGCUUCGCCGCAAGUGUGAUCACCCUCGUCACGGCAACCAGACAGAUGCUCGGAUUUCUGAGCGACGUCAAGGAUGCCCCGAGGCAGCGAGCAGACUUCGAGCUUGAGCUCGCGACACUAUACUCACUGCUUAUAUCCCUGAAGAAUCGCCUAGAUGUCUCAAAUCCGACAUCAAACUGGCACAAGGCGUUGCGGACUCUUGGUGUGCAGAACGGGCCACUGGCUCAAUACAGUUCCGUGCUCCAAGAGAUGCUUAGGAAGAUCACGGGCGCAAACAAAGUGGUGACGGCUAUGAAGUGGGUGUUCACAAAAGAGGACGUAAAGGUAUUGAGAUCGCGGAUUGAAUCCCUGAAGAGCACGAUCCACAUUGUGCUUCAGCUGGAUCAUUUUGAGCUCUCACAAACGACUAAAGACGAUACCCAAGAAAUCCGGUCAGACACGCAGAUGAUCAAGAACGACACUCAACAAAUCGGGUCAGACACGCAGAUGAUCAAGUACGACACCCAACAGAUUGCGUCAGAUACAACGAUACUUAAGGGCCAUGCCGCUGCAAUUGACCUCAAAGCUACAUCAAUCUAUUCCGCUAUACGGCAGCAUGAGUAUUCCCAGAAGCUCCAAAGCGCGUUGGACUGGGUCUCCUCCACGAAUUAUCCAGCCCGACAAGCCGGUUUGCUCUUGGAACACCAAGCGGGAACAGGGUCUUGGUUCAUAAACUCUCCAGAAUUCGGCCAAUGGCGCCAGCGACCGAAGAGCACUUUGCUUUGCACGGGAAUCAAGGGAGCCGGAAAGACAAUCAUGGCAGCGGUGGUGAUUGACGAACUAGGGAGAACCUUGAAUCUAGAGAAACACGGCGUGGCAUACGUGUUCUGCCACUACAAGGACCGGAUGGGUGAGCAAGGGAUGAAUCCACUUGCAGCUAUGUUGAAGCAACUGGUGCAGAAUAAGCCGUCUACUGCCGAACCGCUACUCCAGCUGCAUAGUCAACACACGAAUCACAGAUCAUACGCCACUGCCACCGAGAUUCGGGACACUUUACGACGUACUCUAGAGCUUUACAGCUCGGCAUACAUCGUGGUAGAUGCUCUCGACGAGUUUCCAGAAAAGGGGCGCCGCGGACUGUGCGAAAGCCUGCGCUAUCUCCAAGGGUGUUGCAAGGUAGCCGUGAUGGUUACAUCGCGGCCAAAUCCAGAGAUCAUUGAGGAUUUCAAAGAAGCUGCAAAGGUCGAGAUACGGGCAAAAAGUGGAGACGUGAGAGCAUUGGCGGCCAAAGAGGUCAACGAUUUGCUAAAGAAUGUUCGAGGCGAUACAGAGCUGGUGAAACGGGUGCUUGAUACAAUAAGUCAAUCGGCGGAUGGCAUGUUCCUGCUUGCACGGCUCUACCUGGACCAAUUGGCGGGUGCAGAAACCAAACGAGAAGUCAAGAAUAUCCUGAAUCGCUUAGAGAAACGCGCAGGAAGUGGCGAUGUCGACACCAUCUACCGCGAAGUCUAUAGUGACAGCAUCGAGCGAAUCCAAAGCCAGCACCCCAACAGGAGAGCUAGAGCCAUGCGGGCUCUCGCGUGGGUUACACUCGCACAGCGUCCUCUCACUACCAAAGAGCUCUGUGUCGCCCUAGCCGUAGAGGAAGGAGAUGAAGACUUUGAUGAGGACAAUGAGCCUGAUAUUGGGAGAAUAGUUUCGAGCUGCGUCGGCCUGAUCACCAUAGAGACAACCACCGAUUGUGUUCGCUUCAUCCAUUACACUACUCAAGAGUUCUUCGACAGUGUUAUUCACUCCUGGAAUCUCCGAACCAGCAGCUCGCGGACAGCCUCCCAAUCAGAUCUGCGACCUAUAGUAUACGUCGCUUCUACCUGCCUCGCUUUUCUCGGCUUCAAUAGUAUCAAAGACGGCUUAAGCGAGUCCAACUCAGAACCGAGUCCUUGGCUUGACCCAAUUCCUGACGUUGGGUUCCUGGGAUAUGCUUACAAUUAUUGGCCAUAUCACGUCAAAAAUUGUCAGGAAGAGAUAGCUGAGAGGGUACUCUCGUUCCUGAACGAUGGGCAAGUGAUGUGUAGCGUACGCUGGACUCCUAAUGGUUAUAGGUGGAUUGGGGACUCCUCGAAUGAUGCCGAACCUUUGCACGUAACGGCCGUCUUCGGACUUACGCACCUAUUCGAGAGGAUCCUUCAAGCAACCCCAGAUGACUCCCCACUCGUCGUAAAUGCCAAGGACUCCGCCAGUUGCACUCCUCUGUUUUAUGCUGCGGAAGCGGGUCACGUCGAAAUCGUCAAGCUGCUUCUCGCCCGUAGGGACGUAGACGUCAACGAAUUCGGUUACAAUACUAAUCCACUCCUGGUUGCUACUGCAAACGGCCACAUCGACGUCGUUCACGCCUUACUCGCUCAUGGAGCCAUCGAUAUCGAAGCUCGCGAUUUUUGGGACCAGGGCGUCCUGUUCCAAGCAGUCGAGAGUGGAAGUGUUGAGCUUGUGAAGCUAUUCAUCGAGGAGUAUGGAAUUGCGGCUCACCAGCUGAACUAUUGGGGUAAGACCCCGCUGCACGUUGCAACUGGGAUAAGCGUGGAGGUCGUUCGCUACUUACUUGGAAGAAGCGAUGUGAGAAGACAUUGUCUAGACAUUGGCGGUAACACCGCUCUACAUGCCGCCGCAAGGUCGGCCAGCUUGGGGGCAGUCGAGUUAUUGUUAGAAAGUGGUGCUUUUGAUGUGAACGAAAAGAAUAGGUUUGGGGAAACAGUACUUCAUUUGCCGGUGUGGCGAGCCGUCGGAAAUAUGGACGUUGUCGAACGACUCUCUAGAGUAAAGGGCGUUAAUAUAGAAGCGAAAGACAACGAAGGCCGAACACCGUUAGAGUAUGCCGUCCAUCGCUGCAACGCGAGGAUCGCACGGUUCUUGAUCGACGAGCGACAUUGCGACGUAAACACAAAAGACAACCAAGAGAGAUCCCUCAUGGUGAUAGCGGCUCAGAGCUGGGUAGACAGUCCGCUGUUGUUAGAGUUGUUGAUCGACAGAGGCGUUGACGUAAAUGAGAAAGAUUCGGAAGGCAGGAAUGCAGUAGUACACGCUGCUGAAGUAGGUAAUUGGGAGGUCCUAAAAUGGCUCAUGAGAAGAGAUGAUGUCGAUCUCGAUGUUUCAGACAAGAUAACAAGCGAGGAGGGAAGAGAGCGCUUCAACUCUUUGAAGGAAGAACUCGGCAAAUAGUCACAUACUUCGCUUACAAGGGAACAGAGCGAGAUGAG
Trematosphaeria pertusa is the source of this 3677-nucleotide messenger RNA. RefSeq names its product ankyrin. The record is from RefSeq and is a predicted model, not a curated record. Gene Ontology annotation, molecular function: protein binding. NCBI's taxonomy places the organism in Eukaryota, Fungi, Ascomycota, Dothideomycetes, Pleosporales, Trematosphaeriaceae. The coding region runs from base 433 to 3639 and encodes 1068 amino acids. The transcript is spliced from 3 exons.